GCGCCGGAGCACGGCGCGCCCGAGGCCCUCGCGCACCCGGCGCUCGUCGUCGUCUGCGCGGCGCUCGCCUGGCCCUUCCUCUGCCUCGACGAGCGGAGCCUCUGGGCGACGCUCGGCGCGCUCGCCGUGCAGGCGCCGUGCGGGCCCUUCCGCCUCGUCCUCGACCGGCGCCAGGAGCGCAUCUGGAUGUCCGAGCCCCACGGCUUCCCGCCGGGGCUCAUCUACGAGACGCCCAGCGGCUUCAACCUCGGCGCGCGCCCCGCGCGGAGCGCUCCGCGCGCCCCGGCCGUCGCGCGCGACGGCACGGGCGACUUCCUCUUCUACGGCGUCGUCGCCGGCCGCGCCGCGAUGCGCGGCGCCGCGCCCGCGGCCGCGACGGCCGCCGGCGUCCUGCUGGGCAACGUCGCGAACGUCGUCUGGUCGCACCGGAGCGGCGGCGACUCCGUGCCGGCGCUCCCGAUGGCCAUCGCCGCGGGGCUCGCGGCCUACGUCGCCGCGGUCGGGGCCGCGCUCCCGCUCCUGGCGGGGCUCGGCGGCGCGGCGCUAGUCUAG
This is a messenger RNA of Aureococcus anophagefferens, 552 nucleotides long. RefSeq lists its product as hypothetical. NCBI's taxonomy places the organism in Eukaryota, Pelagophyceae, Pelagomonadales, Pelagomonadaceae. The annotation marks the transcript as partial. The record is from RefSeq and is a predicted model, not a curated record. The transcript has 3 exons.